Molecule: messenger RNA, 1506 nt
Organism: Penicillium macrosclerotiorum
Lineage: Eukaryota; Fungi; Ascomycota; Eurotiomycetes; Eurotiales; Aspergillaceae
Product: arylsulfotransferase family protein
Exons: 2
Coding region: 1-1506 (501 amino acids)
Source: RefSeq, a predicted model, not a curated record
AUGCGGGGGGCGUUCCUGUUCGGCAUUGGAGCCUCCCUGCUGUCUCUCGGGGCUGCUACAGUUACAACUCGGGAUAUAACGACCUACAAGACUGGCCCUUGGCAGUCUCUUCAACUGUCAAUUACCAAGACUGAUGGUGUUGAUCCGGGGCUCAUUUUCAUUCCUGUUCGCAGCGACAGCUCCACCGAAGCCGACGGCACAGCAGUAACAAUCUAUGAUAACGAUGGCAAUCUGAUUUACCAGGGGCCUCAACAGCCCACUAUGGAUUUCAAAGUACAGAAGCUGUUCGGUGAGGAUGUGAUCAUUUUUUGGUCUGGAGAGGUCCAGGCUGCUGGUGGCUAUGGUUACGGCACGGUCCAUAUUCUCGAUAACACCUACAAAGAGAUUUAUACUAUCACUCUCAACAAUAACUUGAACUUCGUCACUUCCGACGGCAAGGAAAAGGACUCCUAUAUCGAUGUCCAUGAACACUAUAUUACCUCUCAAAAUACAAUCAUCGUUUCUGCUAUCAACGUUACUCAGCACGACUUUACUUAUGCGGGUGGAGAGAUCGACCAGUGGAUGAUUGACUGCCAAUUCUAUGAAAUUGAUAUUGCUACCAACAAGAUUCUGUUCUCCUGGAGUGCCCUUGAUCACGAAGACCAGAUUUCUUUAUCGCGAUCUAGAAAACCAAUUCAAAGUAUCGUGGCUCGCGAAACACCCUGGGACCCCUAUCAUAUGAACUCUGUAACGUCUACGAAUGGUGGCUAUCUGGUUUCUCUUCGUUUCUAUUGGUCUGCUUUCUACCUGAACAAAGAUGGCACUAUCCGUUGGGAGCUCUCGGGUGGUAAUGACGGCACUGGCGACUUCUAUGGCGAAGAUUUAAGUUUCUCGUGGCAACACCAUAUCCGUGUACACGAUGAGACUGACCAGAGUUUGGUUCUUAGCUUGUUUAACAAUGCUAACACCCUUACUCAGGUCGAUAGUGAAACUACCGGUAUGGUUUUUAAGGUCAAUCUAAUCACUUAUCAGGCCUUUCUUAUGUUCAAUUUGACGGACCCUACCGAUCCAGUCUACAGCAAAACCCAAGGUAGCUUCCAGAUCAUGGGUAAAACUGGCUCCAACAUGUUUAUAGGCUACGGUUCUUCUAGCAUUAUCAAGGAAUAUAACGCUAAGGGUGCUGUUUUACUCUCCGGUCAAUUUGGGGAACCUGAUGACACUGAGUCUUACCGUGCCUUUAAGUUCCCCUGGACUGCUACUCCCUUCUGGGACCCGGCUGUCUAUGUUGACACGUCCUUGGAUACCCCUGUUGUGUACAUGAGCUGGAACGGCGCUACCGACUACGACAACUGGGCUAUCUAUUCGACACCAUCUCCCACUGACAGCUACCAGGUAUUGCUGGGAAGCUACUCGCGUACCGGCUUUGAGACCUAUGUCAGCCUUGAUAGUGUAACUGCGAAGUAUAUCAAAGUCGUCGCUCGUAAGGGAACCACUGUGCUUAGAGCUGCUGCGGCUGUGGAGAUCUGA